AUGGCGCAGCUCUGGGCGGUGUUCCUGGCCGUGGGGUCGCUCGCCAUCGGCCUGCUCGGGGUGCUCGGAGUCUGGCUCUGCUACCUGUUCCAGGCCGUGGCGCUGGGCCCACCUCCCGCCCCGCCGCCCGAGACGCCAGACACGAGCGACGACGGCGACGGCGACGACAAGAACGGGCUAUCGGAGGCGGAGCUGAGGCGGCUUGGCGGGGUCGUCCAGGCGGAGCCCGCAGUCGACGACGAGGAGGAGGCGCUCUGCCCCAUCUGCCUCGACGCCAUGGAGCCGGGCCGCGCCGUGCGCGUCCUCCCCGGCUGCAACCGCGCCUUCCACCAGGACUGCGUCGAUCGGUGGCUGGCCAUCUCGCCGCGCUGCCCCGUGUGCAACAUCUGGGCCACGCCGCAGUCGCCGCAGGCCUCGCUGACGGUGGCCAAGACUGCUCCGGGGUGCUGACACGGGGGGCGCGCGCGCGCUUUCUUGGUUCUUGACGAUUCUUGGUCCGCCUCUGAACUUCUGAUCAAGAAGCGUUCUUGACGUAACUCCAGUUAGUUUUCUUGGCUCGGGAGAGCGGUUCUUGUUGGUUUUCUUAGUCUGCUACUAGUACAUGGUUGUGUACAGGAUUCUUGGAUGGGAGACUGCAUGUAGUUACUAGAAAGAAAUGAGUAGGCUUUUGCAGAUUUUGGUCUCUUUUCUUCUAGCAGAUCGUCACA
Molecule: messenger RNA, 707 nt
Organism: Triticum dicoccoides
Lineage: Eukaryota; Viridiplantae; Streptophyta; Magnoliopsida; Poales; Poaceae
Product: E3 ubiquitin-protein ligase ATL23-like
Exons: 1
Coding region: 1-450 (149 amino acids)
Source: RefSeq, a predicted model, not a curated record